GCAUCACAGCAUCAGCUAGCUACCCAGCUAGCUGUAGCAAACAAUGUGGUAAUGUAAUGAGCUUCACUCUUUGUUUCACCAACAUCAGAGACUUAGUAAAUACAAUGACUGUAUCCCGGGACAGGAGCACUCUGACACAGAUCUUUCUCCAUGCUGAGAGAUUCACCUGUAACCAUGAGGAGACAGAAGAUGCGAUGCUCUGACAACAUCACAAACUACGAACUGAAGAUGGAGAAGGUCCUGGAGAAACUGGUGACCAUGGUGAAGCAGCACCCUGAUGGGAUCCCCCUGAGGACACUAUCCAUAGUUUACAGCCAGACGUACCACAAGAACCUGACGCUGUCCUCACUGGGCUUUGACUCCAUGAACAGCCUGGUCUCCUCUCUGCACAGGGACCUGGUCCUGGAUGGGGAACUGGUUUUUCACAAGGACCGUUGGCGCAAAAGAAAGUCCAAAGCUAAAGCUGUAGGUGGAGCUGCAGGUGGAGCUGCAGGUGGAGCUGCAGGUGGAGCUCCACCAGAGGAGAGCGGGAGGCCUGAGGAGGUUCUGGAGGAUAUUGUGACCAUGAUGAAAGAACAUCCUGCAGGGAUUCCUCUGAAGAAGAUGGCCAUUGCCUACAGCCAGAAAUACAAACACAACCUGACCUUGACCUCCAUGGGCUUCAAAACCAUGUCCAGUCUGGUGGAGUCUCUGGGUGAGCUGGUGGUGAGGGGGGACACGGUCUUUCAUAAGACCCACCAGCCUCAGAGCCUGCCUGUCUCUGUGAAAACCUCCAGACCCUCAGCUGACAGCAGGCCUCAGACUCCUCAGAGCUCUGACCCUUUCGUCUCCUCCCGCCGUGUCAGCCCCCCUGCUCUGCCAGGACUCAGCUUCUUGGGUCCAACUUUGUUUUCCUCGUCCCCCGUGCCGUCCACACAGAGUCCUCCUGUGAAUCCUCUCCUGCCUGCAACCAGACCUGCUGAGAAACUGAGCCAGCCACAGCUCUAUGACAAGGUCAUACAGGUGAUGAAGGAGUAUCAGCUGAAUGCUCCGUCCAUGGAGAAGCUGCAGACCUGCUACCAGCAGCUGCAUGGUGAGCCUCUACCCUUCACUCAGUACAUGUCUCUGUAUGACAACUGGGAGGCCACCUGCCCUAAGGCUCCGCCCUCUGAACCAAGGGAACCUGGCACACCUGCAGUUCCUCCCACAGCAGCACAGACUCCCCUAAAGUGGUCUGAUAAAGAGCCUCAGCAGCAGGCGCUCGCAGUGUCCAGCUGCCUGCCUGACCCUGACUUCCCAGCGCUGGGGGCCAGCCUGUCCAAACAGAAGAAGAGUAAAGUCAGAGACACAGUCCAGAGAGAGGGCGGCGUCCCCGUCUUUAAAGAAGCCUAUCACGCCCAGCUGAGGGAGGUGCAUGGAGCCAACAUGAGGGCGGUGGAGGCUUUGGAGGAGGAUGAGGAGGAGGUCACAGGGUACAGGAGGAGGAGGGUGGUGGAUCAGGAUUCAGUCAACAGUCUGAUGGAGGACGUGAUCCGAGACAUCGCUGCUGAGGGAGAGCUGGUCACCAGAGACAGGGUGAUAUCCAGGGUGUGUCAGCUGCUGCAGAUUCCUUCUUUGGCAGCAGGAAGGGUUAACAUCUGGACGAUUCCAGCUCUCAGAGACCUUCAGUACAUCAUGAGAGAGAUCAACAUGUUCAUAGAGUGCACGGAGGUGGUGACAUCCAUCUGCACCCUGUACGAGCUGGGACAGUCUCUGGCUGGCCUGAAGAACAAGAAGCACUAUGAAGAGCUGAACCUGGGCCCGCUCUGCAAACUGCCCCUCGUCCACCGCAUGUUCAAGAUCGACAGCAACACCAAGGACGACGACAUUCGACAGAUCCAGACAGUGGAUAUCCUGAAGCAACUUCGUACGUUUAGGAGGCAGCAGACUAAACCCAAAGUGGACCUGGCUGAGUUCAUGAAGUAUCUGGCUGACCACUACAACUGUGACUCCCCGUACGAGCUGGGCAUCAGGAUACACAGUGUGGGGCUGCCCAUAUCAACUUUAAGCAAGGUGAGCAGGGAUGAGCACCUGACCCUGGAGAAGGCCCGGGAGGUGAUCCAGAGGGAGCUGGAGGAGGAGAUCAUGGAUCGUCUGAGGAAGAUAAAGAGGAGUGUGAUGGAGCCGCUGCAGGGAGCAGCUUCCUUCUCCACAGGAAACCUCGACCUCAGGAAGAAGUACGCUUCCCUGACGGCGGCCGAGGUGGUGCUGGCUGUCUUCUCAAACGCUGAGGGGGUGUUCAGUCCCAGGAUGGCUAAGAAUGUGCAGAGCUUCCUGCUGCAGGUGUCAGGUAACGCGCUGGCCAGGGCUCUGUUUCAGCUCUCCAUCUGUGGAGGCUCGCUGGACGUCCCUCAGGACCUGGUCCCCAAAGACAAGCCAUCUAAAGCAUCAGCCCCCUCUAAACCAGAGGACAACCACUCCACGUCCCUCCCCAGUGAAGUGAAAGUGAAGCAGUUCAUCAAAGACAGCCUGUCCUCUCAGAGCUCAGCCGUCACUCUGGCUCACAUCGCCGCUCUGGAAAAGAAGCUGACCAAACACUUCCAGGUCAAAGACUUCCUGUCUUUGAAGCAGGGGAACUUCCUGGAGUUCCUGGUUAAACACAUGCAGCUGCUGCAGGACUGUCUGGGCUCUGCUCUGAUUCUGGGCAGCAGCAGCAGCAUGGAGCUCUCAGGCAGCGGCUUUAGACCCUCCAGACAAGACGUGUUUGAGUUCAUCAACCAGUGUGGAGACAUCAAGUCCACUGAUCCAGAAGAGCUCUCCCACAUCGAGACAGCGCUAAGGGAACACUUCAGGGUCCGGGACAGUCGGGACCUGGGCUUCGGUACCCUGCACAUGCUGGCCGGUCUGGUCCUAAAACAGAGAACUCUGGCCGGAGGAGGACUGAGCCCAGUUCACUACGAGUCCGCCCUGUUCACCAGACACGGCAAAUCAAGUGCUGAAGCGGGGGGUGAGGCGGUGGGACGUCUGGGUGAGAUGUUCAAGGAGCAGGCCCUGUCCAGCCUGCUGUGCUGCCCCCUGCUGGAGGAUUUGAGUGAGUGGAGCCAGUGGGAGCUGGUCUUCAAACCACGUCACGGCCCCCUCAAGGACUUCAUGGAGAGGAACGCAGCGAACACAGGUCUGUCAGCUCUGGAGGUCUCACCUGGUCUGCUGCUCAGGAUCACCUCACACACUGGAGACAAACACUUCUCAGCUGCUGUGAUGACCCUCGACCCCGUGGGCACAGCCGGACACCUGGUGUCCAUGGUGGUUACUGAUGGGAUCGCUAACGCCCCCACCGCCCUCCUGGCCAAUCACGUGGAGUGCUCACUGGCAGCUGCUGUGGCUGGAGAAGAGAUGUCCCACGAUGAAGACGACGUGUCUUGUUACAGCAGAGUGGCUAAAUUCCUCUUGGAGUGUUUUAUAAGAAUCCCGUCCAGGAUCUGCCAGGCCCUGCUGAAGAAGGUGUUUCUGGAGCCGUUCUCUGGAGUCCUGGGUCAGACCAAGUCCAAACAGGUCCUGAUCACAGUCGCCCAGUCCGACCUAAGACACCUGAACUGUCUGCACCGGCUGGGGAUCCUGUUGGGCAUCACAGAGUGGAUCAAAGACUUCGAGAAGAAACUGAACACGCCACAGAUUCUGAACCACAGAGACACACACACAGCUGCUGACCAACACACCAAGUCUAAUCUGCUGGAUUCUGAGAGCAGCAGUCUGUCGGCCUUGAAUACGAGCGAAGACGAGUUUCUGGAGGAGAACGUGGUGGACAGCAGCUCCGUCUCCUCCAGCCUGGACCAGACUCUUCAACAAGUGAACGGUGAGCAUGACAAGGAGGAUGAGGAGGGAGAUGAUGAAGAGGAGCUGUAUGAGCUGACCUCGCUUCAAAACGGGCAGAAAUCAGACGUCAGCAGUGCAGCUGAGGGAGAUGAGGACGAGUCCGACAUGUCAGACUCUGAUGAGAGGGAUCCAGCUGACAGCCAAUCAGAGAGCGUGUCAGACGUCCAUAGAGCGCUCAUUGAAGACAUAAGGAAGAGUGAGUUUGGUAUCGGUGUGGAGCUGAACGCCGAGGGACAGAAGCUGAUGCAGGUCCAUCAAGACCGGCUGGGCCGUAGCUUGGACCGCCUCUCCACAGAGCUCUACAGCAAAGACACGCACUUUGUCCUGGAGCUCAUCCAGAAUGCAGAUGACAACAGUUACCCAUCAGAGGCCGACUCUGAGGUUCCAGCUCUGGCCUUUGUGGUGGAGAGAGACUGCAUCACUAUCUUCAACAACGAGACCGGCUUCCAGGAGAAAAACAUCCGGGCCAUCUGUGAUGUGGGCCGCAGCACCAAGGGCAAACACAAUAUUGGAUACAUAGGACAGAAAGGUAUCGGCUUCAAGUCGGUGUUCAAAGUCACAGACUGUCCUGAGAUUCACUCCAACGGCUUCCACCUGCGCUUCGACAAGACCUGCGGCCCAAUGGGAUACAUCCUCCCUCACUGGGCCGAAGACGGGAGGCCGCUGGAUGCACACCUGAAGGACCUGAGUCUGCACAGCUGGACCACAAAGAUCCUGCUCCCUCUGCGCUCUGAGAACUAUCAGACCAGAAACCUGUUCCAUGACGUGCACCCCUCCCUUCUGCUCUUCCUGCACCGCCUGCGCUCCAUCACCAUCUACAACCAGAGCGAGAGGCGUCUGGUGACCAUGACUCGGAAAGACCUGAGUCACAGCGUGCUGGAGGUGGAGCACACGGACGGCAUCGAGCGUUGGCUGGUGGUCAAAACUACAGUGCAGCCCAAGAAGAUCAAAGAUAACGUUGAAUCCACCGAGCUCGCCCUCGCCUUCCAGCUCAACAGUGACCCUACAGGAAGUGACAUCAUAUUCCAGCCUCAGAAACAGCCUGUGUUUGCUUACCUGCCGCUCCGCAGCUUCGGCUUCCGCUUCAUCAUCCAGGGUGACUUUGACAUUCCGUCCUCCAGGGAAGACGUGGACAGAGACAGCUCCUGGAACCAGUGGCUCCGGACUGAGAUCCCACAGCUGUUCCUGCAGGCCAUGGAGGUCUUCACUGAUCAUCCAGAGUUCAGAGGUCUGAGGGGUCUCUGUCAGUUCCUGCAGUUCAUCCCCCUCCCUGAUGAGGUGCUGGACUUCUUCAAGCCUGUUGCUGGGCAGAUUAUUCAGCUGCUGAAGGGCAGAGCCUUCCUGCCUACACUCAGCUCAGACGGUCAGGUGGUGUGCAAGCUGCCUUCUCAGGUGGCCGUCUGUCAGGAUGCUGUGAUCCGUGACGUGAUUGGAGGAGAGGAGCUGGAGCGUCACCUGUCUCUGUCGUACCUCCAUCCUGAUCUGAGCCGAUCCGCCCCCACCUCCCUGCUGACUCACCUUGGGGUCCGGUACCUGCGGGGAUCUGAUGUUACCACAGUGACCACAGCCAUGGCCAAGGAGCUGAUGAAGGUGGAGGGCAUCCACACAGAGGGCGGUCUGCUUCAGCUAGCCCGCCUGCUGCUUUGUAACUUCCGCGCUCUGGAGCACGGCUACGGAGAGGCGGACUCCAUCCUGCAGACCCUCAGGGAUUUACCCAUAAUCCCCCUGGCUGAUGGGCGUGUGGUGGCGCUGAAUGGAGAAGGAGUGUUCUUCCCUAUGGAGGAAGUAAAGAACAAGAAGAAGAAAGCUCAGGCUGACACAGGUCCUCUGUCUGCUCUGUAUAAAGACGUGAGCGUGGUUCACCCGUCCCUGCUGAGCUGUGUGGAUCCUCUGCAGAGUCAGCAGGUCAGAGAGCUGCUCAGGAGACUGGGAGUCCACGACCUGGAGCCCCAGCAGCUGCUGCAGGAGCACAUCUACCCCACCCUGCGGAGCAACAAGUGGAAGUCCAAGCCCCCUGCAGUGGUGGUGAGCUACCUGGUCUUCAUCAAGCAGCACUGCACCAGUCAGGACUACACUGACACCGCAGUACCUGUCCUCACCAACAGGGGGCUGCUGUGCCCUGCUGAGGAGAGAGUCCACUUCUCUGAGGAGUACAGGAACAUAGACCUGCUCGAGAAACUACCUGGCUGUGAUUGGCUGCUGCUGAGUCCCUGCUACGUGCAGACAGACGGAGACGUUGCCGGAUGGAGGGAGCUGUUCAUCAGGCUGGGAGUCAGAGACGGACUCAUCAUCCGCAAACAGAGACAGACGCUCACCCCUACAGAGCUGGCCUGCAGUCCCUGGUCUGCAGAGAGUUCUGGGUGGUUCCUGGCUCCAGGAGAGGAGUGUGUGAUUGAAGAUUACCCCUGUGAGGAGUUUCAGGCUCUGGCCUCCGCUCAGCUGUCUGACUCCCUCCUCCUGCAGCAGAGACACACCCUGCUGGAGCUGCUGGCCAACCACUGGGACACGGGACACCGUUACUCUCAGUACCUCACGGCUCAGGUCAUCGAUCGUGAUGGACGCCCCGUCAAAAGCAUCAGGUCCUCCUUCCACCACCUCCUCUGCCAUCUUGAAUGGGUUCCAGCCUAUCAGCUGCAAGAGGGAGGCCAGAGAGAGAGGAAGUACCUGCGUCCAAACUCGGUCUACCUGACCUCCCCUGAGAUCAGCAACCUGCUGGGGACUCAUGUCUGCUACGUGGACCUGGACCCCAGCGAGUUCAGCAGAGCUCUGGGAAUGAGACACUGUGUCACAGAGGAGUCUCUGAUCAAGUACCUGAAGGAGUGGUGCGUCAGACCUGAGGAGGAGGACGAGAAGCAGGGAUCAGCUGAUGAGGGGCGGAGCUUUACCUCCACAACUCAGCACAUCAAGAACGUGUACAUGUACCUGAGCAUGAACUGCUCUCAGAGCAGCCUGAAGGAGCUGUUCCACCACACACCUGCUGUCUUCAUCGAUUACAACAGGAGAGACAACGACUGGUGUUCAGGGCGGUUCUACCACCUGAAGGAGGUGUGCUGGAGUGACCCCACCUUCAUGUUCAAGCGCUAUAAACAGCUGACCCUCGGAGCAGACAGCCCGGUCCAAGAACCCAAAGUCCUGGCUCCUUUUUAUGGCCAGACACCGGAGUUGAAGGCUUUCUUCAUCAGGGGGCUGAAUGUGGAUCUGAGUCCUAACAUGAACCAGUAUGUGGGUCUGUUAGAGCUCAUCUGCUCAUCGUGUCCCACUCCCAACGCUGAGGUGCUGCAGGACGUGUCCGUGCUCUACUCCAGACUGGCUCAGAAGUGUACAGGCUCAGUCUCAGGGGAGCAGGACAGCAUGGCUCAGCCUUCACUCAACUCUGCGUACUGCUCCACCCUGAAAGGUAUGGUGUCUGAUAAGAGGGUCUUCCCUACCAAAGAUAACACCUGGGUGACUCUGGCACGCAGACCGAUGAUCUCUGACAACAAGGAGCUGGAGAAAGUGUUUAAAGCUCACAGACAGGUGUGUCUGCUCCAGCUGCCACCUGCUGAGAAGAGGAACACUCCCAGGAGGGCGGGGAACUCUGCAUCAGGAGAACGAGCUAACAUCGAAGCAGCUUUCAGUGAGAAGGACCGCUCCCUGUUCCUGGAGAUCUGUGGGAUCAAACGGCUGUCUGACUGUGUGAAGGCUGAGCCUCUGACUGAGAACCUGAGACCCUGUCCAACCAUGCAGGACAUGGUGCGCUCUGUGGUCCCCUACAUCCAGAGGUUCCUGUACCACCACGAGGAGCUGACUGAGGUCUACGCAGAGCUGACGGAUAACAACAUCACAGAGAAGAUCAAGAAGCUUCAGUUCAGUCAGGUGGGGAAGCUCUACAUCCGCUAUCAGCUGGUAGAAUGUGAGGUACCAGUGGAGCUGCAGGAUGUGAUCUGUCUGCUGAAAGACCAGAAGGAGCUCUAUAUCCAGAAAGAUCACCUGUCGGCCAACCUGGAGAUCUGCAGGGAGCUGGUGAAACUGUUCUGCACUGAGGUCAGCCACAAGAAAGAGCUGAUGCAUUUUCUGAGCGUCCUGAUUACCUCCAUCAAUGACCCCAGAUCUCUGCAGAGAUUCUUGCAGAAGGAGGACAUCAGAGAGCUACCCAAUGAGGAGGAGCUGUGGGAGGUCCCCGAGCCCAUCAGACCUGAGCUGCACCUGGAGAGAGUGCUGUCAAGGAGUAAGCCCUCCCUCAGCUCCCAGGAGGAGCCAGCUCGCCCUGCUCCAGAGGACGGAGAGGAGACGCUGGUCUGCUGGCCUCCUCGAGCUUCCAUUCAAAACACAGGCAGCCGCACAGCUCACACAGACAGCGGUGUGGUGGACGCUGUCAUGAAGAUGUGGCCGCCUCCUGCAGCACCUAAAGACAGAGACCCAGAGAGAGACAUCACACCCCGAGGAAGCAGCCACGCCGUCCCUCAGAGUCCCAGCAGCUUUGAAGGGAACCAGCCAAUCAUGAGCAGCUCUGAGGGCGACCAACCAAUCAGGAGCAGCAGACCUGCAGAUCAGCCCGGCCAGCAGAAAGUCUUCGUCCAUCCAGGACAACCGAGCCCUGCAGCCGGGAACACAAACUCCACACACAGACCAGAGAGCAGCCAGCCUGACGGGGCUCACAGAGAGGAAACAGAUCCCAGACCAGCUCAGAAUACUCCAUCUGCACCGUCUGCUGAGACCACAGCCAGCGAGCCGCCUGCUCCAAACAGCCUCUCCGUCCCUGAGGCCGUGGUCCUCCCCUCAAUGUUUCAGGGUGCAGGCCCUGCAGAGCGCCCUGCCCUGAACCUGGACUUCCCGAUGUGGAACUCUCAGACCGGGCUGGAGGAGAUGCAGCUGAACUGCCACAGGCCGAGCACGGUGGUGCUGUCAGAGGACAAGAUGGACCUCACAGCCAUCGGGGAGUGGGGGGAGCAGCUGGUGAACUCCUUCCUGUGUCACUGGAGGGACAGCGGCGACGCCGGGAGCCCCGCCCACAUCCUGUGGUGCAACCAGAGUGGAGAGAGCGGCCAGCCAUACGACUUCAGGCUGACGUUUGGCACUGAGGGGGGGCCAGGGGGGCCAGGGGGGCCGGUGGUGGUGUACGUAGAGGUGAAGUCGACCAUAAAGAAGGAGAAGUCGUUCAUCCACCUGUCGGCCAACGAGCUGGACUUCGCCCUGAAGGAGAAAGACAGAUAUCACAUCUUCAGGGUUUACAGCGCCGGAGACUCAAACAACGUCCGUCUGUGCCGCAUCCAGAACCUGGCUCAGCACCUGCACACCAAGGAGCUGGCCCUCUACCUGUUUGUGUGAGCACCUGGACCUCCACCUGUGAGUCUGAGUGGAGCGGCACACUGAGCUCAGCGCCGUGACGUCUGACGCCUACUGUUUUGAAUCUGCACUGACUUUAGUCCAUGUGAUAAACUCUGUUCUUUCUCCACUCUGAGAAAUGAUUGCACAUUCCGUUUUCUCUCUUCUGUUCACCGUGUUUUUACUGCUGACUCUGCACUCAGCUGUUUUCUAUAGAGUUUGAGGUUUUCAUGUUCUAGCGGACACACUGAAUGUUUUUAACCUUUUUUUACUCCCCGACCUCUUCCUGAAUAAAACUGUUUCUGUCAUCUCUGA
Molecule: messenger RNA, 9450 nt
Organism: Notolabrus celidotus (New Zealand spotty)
Lineage: Eukaryota; Metazoa; Chordata; Actinopteri; Labriformes; Labridae
Product: protein NO VEIN
Exons: 48
Coding region: 151-9138 (2995 amino acids)
Source: RefSeq, a predicted model, not a curated record